This is a messenger RNA of Gaeumannomyces tritici R3-111a-1, 1784 nucleotides long. Its product is annotated as mitochondrial import inner membrane translocase subunit tim-54. NCBI's taxonomy places the organism in Eukaryota, Fungi, Ascomycota, Sordariomycetes, Magnaporthales, Magnaporthaceae. The coding region runs from base 152 to 1450 and encodes 432 amino acids. The transcript is spliced from 2 exons. The record is from RefSeq and is a predicted model, not a curated record.
UUUUGUCGAGACGAGCACCUCAGUCACAGUGUGGCGGCCAUGGCUAGCGAAAACUGCCUGUGACCGACUUCGAUACUCGGCAGCAGUAUCAAAUUCUUUAGGAAUAGGUGGCUCAUCUAAUUAUCUGCCUGUCUGGACGUCAUAACACACAAUGGCGACCAGCCAGAAGCCCUCCGAGGGGAACCGGGCGCUCCGCAUGAUGGGCCUUCCCACGCUGCCCAAGAGGCUCCCCUCCCGGAACUGGCUCAUCUUCUGGGCCGUGGCCACCACGACGAGCGCCGCCAUCAUCUACGACCGCCGCGAGAAGCGCCGCGCCACGGCCCGCUGGGCCCGCGCCGUCUCCCACAUCGCAAAGGAGCCCCUCGCGAGGCCCACCGACAUGCCGCGCCGCCUGACCAUCUACCUCGAGUCCCCGCCCGGCGACGGCUUCCGCGUCGCCCAGGACCACUUCCUCGAGUACGUCAAGCCCAUCAUCGCCGCCAGCGGUCUCGACUGGGACUUUGUCCAGGGCCGGCAGCAGGGCGAUGUCCGCGCCGUCGUCGCCGAGCGCGUCCGCCGCGCCAGGAGGGCCGUCGAGGUCGACCUCGGCGGCGGCGGCGGCGGCGGCUCCGCCCCUCCUCCCGAGCCCGAGGUGCCCACAGUCGAGGACCUGAUCGAGGCGAACCGCAGGCGCAACAACGUCCGCGAGUUCGACGGGCCGAGGGGCGACAUCGUCAUCGGCAGGCACACCUGGAAGGAGUACAUCCGCGGCCUGCACGAGGGGUGGUUGGGCCCCCUGACCCCGCCGCCGGAACCGCCAAAGAUCGAAAAGGUCGAGGCGGCCGACGAAGAGGGCGGCGAGGCUAGCGAGAAGAAAGAGGAGGAGAAGAAGCCAUCCCGCCCAGCCCAGCUCCGACCACACAACACGCCCGAGCAGUACCCAGCGUCGCCCCUCCCAAUGCUCAUCCCGGGCGAGCUGACCCCCGCGGCGCCCAUACGAUUCCCCCACUUGUUGGGCUUCCUCAAUACGCCGAUACGCCUGCGUCGCUACUUCGGCCGCCGGUACCUGGCCGACGAGAUCGGCCGCGAGGUGGCCGCGGUCUGCCUGCUCACAUACCGCGACUUUUCCGACGACGAGCUCCGCGACGCACUGGCGUUCGAGGAGCGCGACUGGGUCAAGAAGGUCUGGAAGGAAAACGAAAAGAAGGAGGAGGACAGCGCUUCGCCCGAGCCGCCGCGCGAGCGCAUCUGGCCAUCAGAGGUCGUCCUGGAUACGCGCAUCUCCAGCCGCAUGAGGAGGUUCGAGCUACGCCCUGACGACGAGGCCAGGGCCCGACAGAUCGUCGUGCCCGAGGAGGAGAUCGAGGGCUGGACCAAGGGCCAUCUCCGGCAGCUGUGGCGCUGGACGGCACGGACGUUUGGAGGUUCGCGGUCCAAGGGGCCCAAUGUCGGCAACAUGGACGACGAAUGAGACAUGAACAAGAAAAGAAAAGUGAAAAGAAAAGACGUGAAAGCCACUCCCCGCUCAACAUGCUUGUGGGGGUCAUAAUGGGCUCGACAGAGGGCGGCAUCUGUACUAUACUCGCUUCUCACAGGGGGCGGGAACCUUGUAUACCAAAACUGGGGAUAUGGGGGGGAGUCCUGGAGGCCUUGUUCAAGGUCAUAGUUUCAAAUCUUGUUUGUAUGACAGACUACGAUAGACGGCGUUGUUAGAUACUCUCCCAAGCGUAUAAAAAAAACAUGUAUGAGGGCCACACCUACCUAAUCCGAAUCAUCAUCAGACCCGUAGUCUACCAGCCCGAGGC